This is a messenger RNA of Lactuca virosa, 2013 nucleotides long. NCBI's taxonomy places the organism in Eukaryota, Viridiplantae, Streptophyta, Magnoliopsida, Asterales, Asteraceae. The record is from the annotation of a GenBank genome assembly.
AUGGAGAACAUGAAAUCUCCAUUCAGAGGGAUAGCAAGGGACAUUAGAGGAAGAGCAUCGUGUUACAAACAAGAUUGGAUUGCUGGUAUUAAGUCUGGAAUUGGGAUAUUAGCUCCAACAGCUUACAUUUUCUUUGCUUCUGCACUUCCGGUCAUUGCUUUUGGAGAGCAACUUAGCAGAGAUACAGAUGGAAGCUUGAGCACUGUGGAGACUUUGGCUUCUACUGCUAUAUGUGGCAUCAUACACUCUAUUCUUGGUGGUCAACCUCUUCUUAUACUUGGAGUUGCAGAACCUACAAUCAUAAUGUAUACAUAUUUGUAUAAUUUUGCCAAAGGGAGGCAAGAUUUGGGUCAACAACUAUUCUUAGCUUGGGCAGGAUGGGUAUGCACAUGGACAGCUCUAUUGUUGUUUCUUUUGGCGAUUUUCAAUGCUUGUGCUAUUAUCACCAGAUUCACGAGGAUUGCAGGGGAAACAUUUGGGAUGUUAAUUUCUGUACUUUUCAUUCAAGAGGCCAUCAAGGGACUGGUGAGCGAGUUCAAAACUCCCAAAUCUGAUGAACCAAAAUCAGUUAAAGAUCACUUUCAGUGGCUUUACACUAAUGGCUUGCUUGGUAUUAUUUAUUCGUUUGGACUUCUAUACACCGCAUUAAGAAGUAGGAGAGCAAGAUCCUGGUUGUAUGGAACAGGGUGUGUUAGAAGCUUCAUAGCAGACUAUGGGGUUCCAUUGAUGGUUGUAGUGUGGACAACACUCUCUUUCUGUGUACCAAGCAAAAUUCCAUCUGGUGUUCCAAGAAGGCUCUUUAGCCCACUCUUAUGGGAUUCUGAAUCUUUAUACCAUUGGACUGUAAUCAAGGACAUGGGCAAGGUUCCUCCGGUUUAUAUCUUGGCUGCCUUCAUCCCAGCUGUUAUGAUAGCCGGGCUUUAUUUCUUUGAUCAUAGUGUUGCUUCACAACUGGCUCAGCAAAAAGAAUUCAAUCUCAAGAAUCCAUCUGCUUAUCAUUAUGACAUUUUCUUACUUGGAUUUAUGACACUGCUUUGUGGAUUAAUUGGACUACCCCCGUCAAAUGGCGUCUUGCCUCAGUCCCCCAUGCACUCUAAAAGCCUAGCAGUUCUUAAAAGACAGCUUAUCAGAAAGAAGAUGGUGGAGAGUGCUAAUGAAAGCAUAAAACAGAAAGCUAGCAAUUCUGAAAUGUACAACAAGAUGCAAAACGUGUUCAUAGAAAUCGACAACUCCCCAAUUAAAAAUGUUAUAGUUAAAGAACUACGAGACUUGCAGGAAGCAGUCAUGAAUGUAGAAAUCGAAGGAAAAAACAUGAAGGAGAAAUUUGAUCCUGAGAAACACAUCGAUGCCUACUUACCUGUCCGUGUCAAUGAGCAAAGGGUCAGCAACUUUCUACAAUCGAUUCUCUUAGCACUGUCUAUAUGUGGCAUGCCCUUAAUAAAAUUGAUACCCACAUCGGUUUUAUGGGGAUAUUUUGCUUACAUGGCCAUCGACAGUCUUCCUGGAAACCAAUUCUGGGAAAGAAUCUUGCUUAUUUUCGUUCCCCAUAGUCGAAGAUACAAGGUUCUUGAAAGGGUUCAUGCUUCUUUUGUUGAAUCUGUGCCAUAUAGAACCAUUGUCAUGUUCACGAUCUUCCAGAUUGUGUAUUUCCUUACGUGUUUCGGUGUGACAUGGAUACCUAUUGCGGGGAUUCUCUUCCCUGUUCCAUUCUUCCUUCUGAUAACCAUACGACAACACAUUCUACCAAAGCUGUUUCAUCCUUAUCAUUUGAGUGAACUGGAUGCAGCCGAGUAUGAGGAAAUUGUGGGUGGGCCAUCAAGACAUACCAGCUUUAAUCUUAGGGAAAUUGAUGGUGUUGAUAGCAAGAACGAUGAAGAUGAAGUGACGUUGUGUGAUGCUGAAAUAUUAGAUGAAAUGACUACAAAUAGAGGCGAGAUCAAGAUUCGAAAUCUUAGCUUCAACGAAGAUAAACGAACCCAGAUUUACCCCGGUGAUGUUAUCCGGCCCGAGUGA